Molecule: messenger RNA, 745 nt
Organism: Spirometra erinaceieuropaei
Lineage: Eukaryota; Metazoa; Platyhelminthes; Cestoda; Diphyllobothriidea; Diphyllobothriidae
Source: the annotation of a GenBank genome assembly
AUGCCUCAUCUUCAGGACUUUGCUGGAGCCAUUUUCACCAAAGCUGUUUUCUCAAAGAUUGAUCUGGUGCGUGCUUUUCAUCAGAUUCCAGUCGCUUAUGAGGACAACCCUAAAACCGCCGUCACCACACCCUUCGGUCUCUUUGAGUUCGUCCGCAUGCCGUUCGGUCUACGUAAUGUCGUCCAAACGUUCCAUAGGUUCCACGACCAUGUCAUACGUGGCCUACCAUUUGUGUUCGCCUACAUUGAUGACCUCUUGGUGGCCAGCCGGAAUGAAGAAGAACACAAAGAUCAUCUUGUUUUGGUGUUUGACCGCCUUGACAAAUUUGGCAUUGUCGUCAACACCUCCAAGUGCGUGUUACGUGUGCCGUCGCUGGAGUACCUCGGCCAUCAAGUCGACUCCGAAGGUUUGCGUCCCCUCCAAGGUUGAAGCAGUUCGUAAUUUUCCUCUUCCAACCUCCAAGCGUCAGUUACAGCGAUUCCUCGGCAUGGUCAAUUUUUACUGUUGGUUCCUACCGAACUGUGCUGACCUGAUGUUGCCGUUCACCAACAUGCUUUCUGGUUCCAAAGGUCCCCUCGAGCUGACAGUUGAAGCACGGACUGCUUUUGAGAGAAUUAAGAAUUUCCUUGUCAAUGCCACCUUACUCACGCAUCCCGCUCCCGAAGCUCAGUUGUCCCUGAUGGUAGAUGCUUCGACCGUAGCUGUAGGUGCAGUCCUUCAACAACACCUUGCUGGUUCGACUUGA